Molecule: messenger RNA, 2170 nt
Organism: Suhomyces tanzawaensis NRRL Y-17324
Lineage: Eukaryota; Fungi; Ascomycota; Pichiomycetes; Serinales; Debaryomycetaceae
Exons: 1
Coding region: 4-2124 (706 amino acids)
Source: RefSeq, a predicted model, not a curated record
AACAUGCAUAUUGAAGUAACUUUUCCCAUUCUGCCACGGGAGCCUCCCAGAAAUGGGGUGGCCAGGACUACUUUAGAAUUGAUUAAAGAAGAUAAUUUGCCAAAUGAAGAAGAUGUUUCAUGGAUAAUCAGCAGCGUUGGAUUCCCAGUCUUCAAAAUGAACGGUUUCAAUGAAUAUUACGUUUUGCUUAAGGAUUUGGCACACAUUUGGGGGUAUCCCUCUUCUUACCAACUUAUCAACAAAUUGAUAAAGAACACGGCGAUUGAAAGAAAUGAUUUGUUGAAAAGUACAGACCAAGAUCUUAACCUUUUACUUUUAAACCAUGAGUUGAUCAGUUCGAAGGAGGUUAAAUUCAAGCUCUUUUACACCAAGCUCUCGGUAAUUUACACGCUAGUGCAAAACAAGGAAGUGUUUUUUGGAGGUGAGACUGAAGGUGCGAUCUUACAAAGUGGUUCAGCUAGAGCUGAUGAAGAACACGUUUUUAACGAAUCAUCAAGUACGGCUCAUUCAAAAGAAGUUGGUGAGGGAUCGAAUAAAUCAUCCGAUGAAAUAAACAUUGAAGAAGUGAAGAAAUCCUCUCACAAGACUCCUGAAGAUAAGAUUACAAUCAGUCAAGUAUUUCCUCACUAUGGAAUAGUUGAAUCCCAUAUUGAGAUGAGCCAUUCUUUCUUCAAUUCCUUGAAUAGUUUGGCGAAGUUAAAUUACUAUAAAUCCAGUCCCAACGCCUAUAGAUUCCUUCCAAACAAUAAAUUGACAUAUGCGGAGCGUGAAAUUAUCAACAGAGACAAUGACUUCUCUGACAUUCAGCUUGAAGAUUCAAAGAGAGCUAAUGGGAAGGAUAGCCGCAAGAAUAUUGGAAAGAAGAAGAGCACCAAUAGCUUUGACCUCAAUUCGAUCGAUUUGACAGAAUCAGUUAUUCCAGGCCAGGGUUAUAUUCAAGAGUUCAAUGUUAACCAUUUAUGCAAGGUCCCGAGUUAUUAUAUUACAACCAACAAUCAGCAGGCUGCAUUGCAGCCAAAGUCAGGAUUCAAUAUGAAGAGAAUCAACCAAACUUCUAACUCUUCCUUUCUAUUCAACGAAAAUUUGAAAACAUCUAAAAGUGUUCAAAAGCUUCUUUUCAGCAACGAAGCGGAUAACAAUAACUAUACUAAGUAUUAUUAUACCAAGAGUUACAGGGGACCUGGCAGUGGUAAUUACAAAGAUGCAUCUGUGAUGAAUAGGAUAAACAGGAUUCAAACAACAACAGAUCCCAUUAGAAAUUCUCAUAAGGUAUCUAAGCAGCUUUUCAAACCACCAAAAGUAAGGUAUAAUCAGAAUUUAAAGGGGUUGGUACAUGAUAAAUUUAGUAAAAAAGUGGUCGACAGAAUCUUUGCUAAGCAAAGAACGUACACCGAAGACUACAUUAAUCUUGAGAUGUUGCAUAGUAAUGCUCAAUUCAAUUUGUUGGUCAAUUCUUAUAGGGAAAUAUCUGAGGACACUUGGGAGAAUUACUAUAAGUACAAAAUGACCGACUUUGAACAAUUAGGUGCUUCGCAAAAAGAACGGGCCGAGAUUGAAGCACGUGAUGCUUACAUCCGUAACUAUCAAGAAUGGCAGAAAGGCGAAUCUGAUAGGCAAGAAAAGCUUAGAACCAAAACGGAAAGAGCGAAGCAGCGUGACGAGAGAGUACAGAUGAGAAAUUUACAGAAACAGAGGGAGAUCGAAGAGAAAAGGAGAAGGCGACAAUUAGAGGCGUCGUUCAAUGAUCCUUUUGGUAGUAAUGAAGAUGAUUUCCUCAAAGAAUUAGAAGAAGACAAUGCAAUAGAAGAUGAAAACUCCGAACAAUCGGAAGACGAGGCUGAUUUACAUGUUGCCAAACCACCUCCAACACCAAUAGAAACUCCCCAACUUGACAUUCAGGGUAAGUUUACUCUCCCUACGUUUCAUCCUGAAAUUAUCAAGCUGUUGCCAGCUGAUUUGAGAGACCAAGACCAGGCCCCUAUACCGUCUAUUAAGAGGGUUAUACGGUAUACUAGCACAUAUCCAGACACCAGCAAUCCUGAAAUUUUGAACAAACUUGAAAUAAUCAAAUUACCCAAUUCCAAUUCCAUGGGCUGGGAUAAUUUGCGCAAAUACAGAGAGUGACCUCUAGAUCUUUAAUAGGAAUUUUAAUGAACGUUCUAUGACGAAA